AUGUUUCGGUGGCCAGUAGCCAAGAGUAUCCCCUCUCAUGCCGCCGAUUGUAGCAUUGGGGGACAAGAAUUUUGGAUCACAUUUGAUACCGGCUCCUCAGACCUCUGGGUGGUUUCAUCAGAUUGUACAAAUCCAGAUUGUCAGGGCAUCACGAGAUAUUCCUCCUCGUCAUCUACCACCCUGACAUUAUCAAAUCAGCCUUUCGAACUGACAUAUCUGGUGGGUUCAGUGCUGGGAACAGUAGGCACAGAGACCGUAACGCUCGGCCCGUAUGAAAUAUCCUCCCAAACGUUUGGUGCGGGAAACUCGGGUAUCUUAGGCCUAUCAUUUCCACUCGUCGCUUCCAUCCCCCUAACGUCUGGGACCCCCAUCCUGGACAAUCUAUUCACUCAUUUCGACGACCCACACCGGUUUUUUCGCGAUAUUUCGUAUUCAGAUUCAUCGCUCACCAUUGGGGAAUUGGACUCCUCCUUGACAAAUGAUACGAGUCAGUUCGCAUUCACGCCGGACGAGUAUGACUUCUGGAAGCUUCCGAUUCAACAGAUUACUAUCAAUGAUCAGGUCCUUUCUCUCUCGCGUUCGCUGGUCCGCGGUGCACCGUCGCCGAUUGCUGUGCUUGAUACCGGGACGACUCUCAUUUUAGGUCCGACUGCGGACGUCAACGCGUUCUGGUAUGCUAUAGGAACGGGUGGGUCCACGAGGUACGACCAGCAGACAGAAGCAUGGCAAGUGAGGUGCGACAGGGCCGUAGACGUGCGCAUCAAACUUGGCAAUUCCGAUACUGCAAAGGAAUAUCCACUCCAUCCCGAGGAUGUCAACUGGGCUGAAGUUGAGACGCAAGACGGCUGGUGUACCGGCGGAAUACAGGCGAACAACGGAGUCGAUUCUGGAGAUUGGCUUCUCGGGGCUGUGUUCUUGAGGAACGUCUACGUCAUACACCAGGGCAAAACGGCUUCCAAUCCACCGAUGAUCGGGUUGUUGAACACGACAGACCCGGCCGCUGCUCUCGCAGAGUUCACAUCAUCUAGAGGACAAGACCCAGCUCCCCCGCCUUCCCUGCUACGCGCAGUAUCGUACCUCGUCAUCCUACAGGGUAACUCUCAUGCAAAAUAG
This is a messenger RNA of Suillus fuscotomentosus, 1113 nucleotides long. Its product is annotated as aspartic peptidase domain-containing protein. Lineage: Eukaryota; Fungi; Basidiomycota; Agaricomycetes; Boletales; Suillaceae. The record is from RefSeq and is a predicted model, not a curated record. Gene Ontology annotation, molecular function: aspartic-type endopeptidase activity. The transcript is spliced from 9 exons. Gene Ontology annotation, biological process: proteolysis. Bases 1 to 1113 code for a protein of 370 amino acids.